Messenger RNA from Phoenix dactylifera (date palm), 942 nucleotides. The record is from RefSeq and is a predicted model, not a curated record. NCBI's taxonomy places the organism in Eukaryota, Viridiplantae, Streptophyta, Magnoliopsida, Arecales, Arecaceae.
AGCUCCAACGCCGCCGGACGCCGAGAUUGGAAACGAUCGACAUCCCUUCAUACACGUGUCAUCAUCGCAGCGCCGAUAUGAUGAGGACGGAGCGCGCUGCUGGGAGCGCCGCAGCCGGCGAGCGGCGGUACAGGGGGGUGCGGAAGCGGAAGUGGGGCCGGUGGGUGUCGGAGAUCCGGCUUCCCAACAGCCGGGAGAGGAUCUGGCUGGGGUCUUACGACUCGCCGGACAAGGCGGCGCGGGCUUUUGACGCUGCUGUCGUCUGCCUCCGCGGCCGCCGGGGCCGCCUCAACUUCCCCGACUCGCCGCCCCGGAUCGCCGGCGGCCAGUCGCUCGGCCCCCGCCAGAUCCAGGGCCUCGCCGCCCACCACGCCCACAAAGCCGACUCUGAUGCCGCCGCCAUCGCCGCAGACGCACCGGCGCCGAAGAUGUCGCCGUCGGAGACGGCGGACGCUCUCACGGCGGAGAGCGAGGGCGUGGUCGACUGGUCGUUCAUGGACAUGCUGUCGUCGCCGGAUGGAGUCGGGAUGGAUUUCCCGCCAGCAGUGGCGGAGGCGGCAAUGGAUGACUUCUCUUACGAUUUCUUCCCGCCGGCGACGGCCCCGCCGGAUGUGGCGGAGGACAAUGGGGGGGUAGGUUUCUGCGCGAAUUCGUUUUUGUGGAGCUUCUGAGGGAUUCUCUUACGAGCUCUUAUUCGUUUAUUUAUUCGUUUAAAAUAAUUCUUUAUUUUUUCGGGGGGGAUUAAAAUAAUUCUUCUAUUCUUUUUAAGGGGAAUUGGGGGAUCCGACGGCGAAUUUUUGCAGCCGAGGGAUUCUCUGGCCGCUUGCCGGCAUUUUUGAAUCCGGCGGCGACAGGGUUCAAUUACUUUGUUCUCACAAGAAUCAAGAUGUAUGUCUCGAGAGAUAAUUCUAAAGGAAUGUAAAGAUUCAAAAUAUUGCUAAA